CUCAAAUUAGUCCUCUCUUUCUUUUUUCGUCUCCCUCUAGAAACGAUAUCCUCGUUUCCAAGAGAGAUUAAGAAAGAAAGAGAGGGAUGAGGGAGAUUGUAAGCAUACACCUUGGACAAGCCGGAGUUCAGGUUGGAAAUUCGUGUUGGGAGUUAUAUUGCCUCGAACAUGGAAUUACACCCGAUGGUUUUAUGCAUACCAAUGCCUCAUCAAAUGAGGGAAACAACUCCUUCGGUACCUUCUUCAGCGAAAGCAGUUCAGGGAAAUACGUCCCGAGGGCUUUGUUUGUUGAUCUUGAGCCCACAGUCAUCGAUGAAGUAAGAACCGGUAGCUACAAAAAACUCUUCAAUCUCAAUCAACUCAUUUCCGGUAAGGAGGAUGCAGCCAACAACUUUGCCAGAGGACAUUACACAGUGGGGAAAGAACUUAUCGAUCAGUGUGUGGAUUGUGUAAGAAAAUUGGCAGACAAUUGCACCAAUCUGCAAGGGUUUAUGGUUUUCAACGCUAUUGGAGGUGGCACUGGCUCUGGUUUAGGAUCAUUGAUCUUAGAACGCUUGUCUAGCGAGUAUGGAAAGACAUUGAAACUUGGAUUUACAAUCUUUCCAUCUCCAAAGGUGUCGACUGCAGUUGUAGAACCUUACAAUGCCGUGCUAUCCACUCACUCAAUGAUUGAACACACCGACAUUGUGGUACAACUAGACAAUGAAGCCAUAUACGAUAUAUGCAGAAAAUCGUUAGAUCUUGAAAAGCCAUCUUACAGAAACUUGAAUCGCUUAAUAUCUCAAACGAUCUCAUCUUUAACAACUUCUUUGAGGUUUAAUGGAUCCAUGAACGUCGAUAUUUCAGAAUUCCAAACAAAUCUUGUCCCCUUCCCCAGGAUCCAUUUCAUGCUUUCGUCAUAUGCACCAGUGAUCUCAUCAGUUCGAGCUUACCACGAGUUGUGCUCAGUUCCUGAGAUAACAAAUGCCGUAUUUGAACCAUCUAACAUGAUGGUCAAAUGUGACCCAAGGCAUGGAAAAUACAUGGCUUGUUGCCUCAUGUACCGUGGAGACAUUGCUCCAAAGGACGUUAACACAGCUGUUGGAUCCAUCAAAACCAGGAAAACUAUCCAAUUCGUCGAUUGGUGUCCGACAGGGUUUAAGUGUGGAAUCAACUACCAGGCUCCGACAGUAGUGCCUGGUGGAGAUCUGGCGAAGACAAAACGAGCUGUGUGUAUGAUCAGCAACAACACCGCUGUGUCGGAGGUUUUCAGUCGGAUUGAUCACAAAUUUGACAUGAUGUUCGCUAAACGCGCAUUUGUGCACUGGUAUUUGGGUGAAGGGAUGGAAGAAGGUGAGUUCGGAGAAGCACGUGAAGAUCUUGCAGCUCUAGAGAAAGAUUACGAGGAAGUGCUGCAAGAUGGCCAGCAAGAUGAGGACUACUGA
Messenger RNA from Erigeron canadensis, 1424 nucleotides. RefSeq names its product tubulin alpha-5 chain-like. The transcript has 5 exons. NCBI's taxonomy places the organism in Eukaryota, Viridiplantae, Streptophyta, Magnoliopsida, Asterales, Asteraceae. Gene Ontology annotation, biological process: microtubule cytoskeleton organization; mitotic cell cycle. Gene Ontology annotation, molecular function: structural constituent of cytoskeleton; GTP binding. The record is from RefSeq and is a predicted model, not a curated record. Gene Ontology annotation, cellular component: microtubule; cytoplasm. Bases 87 to 1424 code for a protein of 445 amino acids.